Molecule: messenger RNA, 868 nt
Organism: Trichoderma harzianum CBS 226.95
Lineage: Eukaryota; Fungi; Ascomycota; Sordariomycetes; Hypocreales; Hypocreaceae
Exons: 1
Coding region: 70-627 (185 amino acids)
Source: RefSeq, a predicted model, not a curated record
UUGCGAGAUCAAACCCACGUUGCGAUUCCUUGCAGAGGAUGGAAGACGGCUAGAAGCCUGUACGCACGUAUGUACAUGCCUGUACAUGGACUGGACGGCCCGGAACACACCACACGAGGCUUCAGGGCUUCCUCCAGGGCUGCUCCAGGGCUUUCCUUCAGGGCCUUCCUCUCCUGCCCCAGACGGUCCCAGGCCGCUGCAGGGUGGGGCGCACCACGAGGCCAGCCCGGCCAAUCAGACGGCGUCAGCGCCAUGCUGCUGGUGCUGAUCGCUUCCUGUUCGCUUGCUAGCCCUCCCGCCUCCAUUGACUUUGAGUCGCCCCGAAUCUCACUUUUGCCCACGCGCCGCACCGUUUCUUCCCCUUCCCUUUGCCUUUCCCGCUGCUGUGCUUCUGCCUUUUUGCGCUGCUCACUCGGCUUCAUCGACCCAAGCGGCCGCCGCCAAAUCUGGAUCGCUGCGGUGCUUGCGCGCAUCACGUUGCGGCCCACAAAACCCAGUUCCAGCUCGAAGCCUCCCUGUGGACGGGCCAAGAUUCAGAGCCCAGGCCGGUUUCAAGGUUCAGGGCCCCCCAAGGCUCGAGGCUGUCGAAACCCGCUUGGCUGUCAAGUCUGGAUUCCCAUGCCGUAAAAAGCCUCCAAGUCUAGUCCAGCUCACGCUCAUCAAAUGCUUGCAAACCUCGUCGCCUAAGGCAUUGCGCCGCCUGCCUCGCCCCGUGCUUUAACUCGUCUCGUCCUUGUCUGGUGCCUGUCCGCUUACUCAACUUGCUUGUGCGACAGCGCCUCGUUUUGCCCGUCGUCUCUGCUCUAGCACUGUACCGUGCCUCUGCCGUCGCUGUUAGUGCCUGCUCUGGCUACCGUUAGCACCGCCA